Paramecium tetraurelia is the source of this 1242-nucleotide messenger RNA. RefSeq lists its product as uncharacterized. The record is from RefSeq and is a predicted model, not a curated record. The transcript has 3 exons. Lineage: Eukaryota; Ciliophora; Oligohymenophorea; Peniculida; Parameciidae.
AUGAAAUAAAUUCCUUGUUUUAAACAUGAAGGAUCCUUUAUACUUUUCAUUAAAGUUGAAAAAGACAAAACAGAAUUUGUUUGUGAUGAAUGUUGUUUGGAUUUAUAAACUAAAUCAGUCAAUGUGAAUUAUUAAGAAUUGAUUCAUGUUAAAAAUGCUUUAAAGUCCCCUGAAUUUUUUUUAUCAAAAUUGAAAAUAUCAACACCUGUUUAAGAAUAUUUAAUUAAAUUAGAUAAAUGUAAUAAAUAAGCCAUGGAUAAUAUUCUUGAGGAAUUUGAAACUAAAAUUUCUUAAAUAUAAAAUAUCCUUCUAGAAGUAUAAUAAGAAUUAAAAAACUAAGUUAAUUGUAUUUUAGAGAAGAAGAAUAAAAUUAGAGAUGAAUUGCAAAAGAUAACCCAAUUUGAUAAAUUUAAAUAGUUUGCAAUUAAUUUUUAAUAACUAGGAGAUAACAUUAAACAUGAAGAUAUAAUAUAAAAUGAAAAGAUUCUUCAUUAAUAUUUAGAAGAUCUUACAAAAAAUGAUUGUAAUGAAUUAAAUUAAAAAUUGAUUGAUGUGCUAGAUAGAAUAAAAAGGGAACCAGAGGAUCCAAAUCAGGAAUUUUACCCUUAAUAUAGGGAAUUAGAAAGAUAAUUUAAAUCCUUGAAUUUUAGCUAAGCAGAAUUUGUUUAGUAAUUCAAUUUAAUAUAUUUUGUAUAAGUUGCAAUAAUUUAUGAUGGAAGGUUGAUGUCAUAUUAUUAAUAAUAAAAGAUUAUGAGUAUCCUUUAGUCUAGAUUGAAUAAAAAAGUAAUCAACUUUUAACAAAUAUAUUUGGGCACCAGAGAUGGAUUAAAUGGAUAAAGUUUUUGGAGUAAAGUCCAAGGAAAUACAAAUUUAUUAAUGAUAUUUAAAUCCAAAAGUGGAUAUAUUUUUGGGGGGUUUUCUCCAUGUUAAUGGCAAUAAUAUGUGAAUGCUUAUGUUCAGGAUAAUACAAUGUCAUCAUUCAUAUUUUCAUAGACUCAUGAUUAAAUAUAUCAUUUAAAGGAGGCAAAUAAAACAUAGGCUAUCUACUGUCAUUAAUCAUAUGGACCUACUUUUGGGGCUUAUGAUAUUUAUUUUGGUGCGGAUUUUCAAAGUGGUUCAUCUAAUUUAGGGACUUCAUAUUAAUGUGAUUAAUACUAGAUUGCUACUAAGAACACCCAUUUAUUUGGUUAGACAACCCCAAAUAUAGUAGAAUGUGAGAUUUAUCAAGUAAAACUAUGUUGA